This is a messenger RNA of Ustilaginoidea virens, 2121 nucleotides long. RefSeq lists its product as uncharacterized. The coding region runs from base 1 to 2121 and encodes 706 amino acids. The record is from RefSeq and is a predicted model, not a curated record. Lineage: Eukaryota; Fungi; Ascomycota; Sordariomycetes; Hypocreales; Clavicipitaceae. Gene Ontology annotation, biological process: malate-aspartate shuttle; aspartate transmembrane transport; L-glutamate transmembrane transport. The transcript has 3 exons. Gene Ontology annotation, molecular function: calcium ion binding; L-glutamate transmembrane transporter activity; L-aspartate transmembrane transporter activity.
AUGGCCAGUCCUUCGGCGGUGAUCAAGGAAGCUGUCAAGGAGACGCUCGUGGGCUCCGAGGUCGAGGAGCCGGGUGCUCAGCUUUCGGCGCAGAGCAGAGCGCGCUUCAACGCGCAUGCUGUCAAUGACCCCGAGACGGGCGAGCUGUACAUGGGGCAGGACGAGUUUAUCAAUGCCAUUGCGCCCAAGGACGAAGAUUAUCACAAAAUCAAGCGAGACCAGUACUCGAUCCUCUUCCGCGUCGCCGACAACAAGGGCUCCGGACGCGUCAGCCUGACGGACUGGGGCGUCUUUGAGAACCUCUUGCUGAAGCCCGAUGCCGAGUACGAAAUCGCGUUCCGCGUCUUUGACGUCGACCGCACCGGCGACGUCAAGUACGACGACUUCCGACGCCUCUACGAGCUCAACAAAGGCCCCGACAGCAUCCCCUUUGACUGGGACUGCGAGUGGGCCAAGCUGUACCUCGGCAGCAAGAAGAAGCGCCACAGCCUGAGCUACCCCCAGUUCUCGCAGAUGCUGCGCGGCCUGCAGGGCGAGCGCAUCCGCCAGGCCUUCCAGCUGCUCGACAAGGACGGCGACGGGUACAUCGACCCGGAGGAGUUUGAGCGCAUCAUCCGCGAGACGUCCAAGCACAAGCUGUCGGACCACGUGCUCAACAACCUGCACACGCUCUGCAACAUCUCGACCGGCAGCAAGAUCUCCUACGCCAACGUCCGCGCCUUCCAGAACAUGAUCCAGGAGAUGGACCUGGUCGAGCUCAUUGUGCGCCGCGCCCUCGCCAAGAGCUCCGACGGCAAGAUCACCCGCGCCGAGUUUGCCCACGAGGCCGCCAAGGUCACGCGCUUCUCCCUCUUCACCCCCAUGGAGGCCGACGUCUUGUUCCACUUUGCCAGCCUGGACGAGCCCUCGGGCCGCCUGAGCCUGCGGGACUUUGCCAAGGUCCUCGACCCCUCGUGGCGGAGCCCCAUGUACGAGGCGGACGAGUCCGGGCCCGGGCUCAAGCCCGCCGCGGCGGCCAAGGGCUCUCUCCUGAAGGGCGCCGCCGAGUCGGCCUACAACUUUGCCCUGGGGAGUCUGGCCGGCGCUUUCGGCGCCUUCAUGGUGUACCCCAUCGACCUGGUCAAGACGCGCCUGCAGAACCAGCGCGGCGCCCAGCCCGGCCAGAGGCUGUACAAGAACUCGAUCGACUGCUUCCAAAAGGUGUUCCGCAACGAGGGCCUGCGAGGCUUGUACUCGGGUGUUUUGCCGCAGCUGGUUGGCGUGGCUCCCGAAAAGGCCAUCAAGCUGACCGUCAACGACCUUGUGCGCCGGCACUUUACCGACAAGCAGGGGCGCAUUCCGCUGAGCGCCGAGAUUCUGGCCGGCGCCAGUGCCGGAGGGUGCCAAGUGGUCUUCACCAACCCCCUCGAAAUCGUCAAGAUUCGUCUUCAGGUCCAGGGCGAGGUGGCCAAGUCGGUCGAGGGCGCCCCCCGGCGGUCGGCCAUGUGGAUCGUGCGCAACCUCGGGCUGGUCGGCCUCUACAAGGGAGCCUCGGCGUGCCUGCUGCGCGACGUGCCCUUCUCCGCCAUCUACUUCCCCACGUACAACCACCUGAAGAAGGACUUUUUCGGCGAGUCGCCCACCAAGAAGCUGGGCGUGCUGCAGCUCCUGACGGCGGGCGCCAUCGCCGGCAUGCCGGCGGCGUACCUGACCACGCCGUGCGACGUCAUCAAGACGCGGCUGCAGGUCGAGGCGCGCAAGGGCGAGGCCUCGUACACGGGGCUCCGGCACGCCGCCCGCACCAUCUGGAGGGAGGAGGGCUUCACCGCCUUCUUCAAGGGAGGCCCGGCCCGCAUCUUCCGGUCCUCGCCGCAGUUCGGCUUCACCCUCGCCGCCUACGAGGUCCUGCAGAACGUGCUCCCCAUGCCGGGCAGGAGCCGGGACGACGAGGCGUCGAUGCCGACGACCCUGGCGGCCGGCCCGGGGCCCGGCGGCCCGGACUCGUCGUCGCCCUUGUCGCGCAGCAGAAACGCCCUCAAGAUCAUCCUGGACCUGGACGAGGACUUUGGCCGCGCCAGGAUCCCCGACGCCAGGACCUGGAAGGGACUGCCUAGGGCUAUCGGGGGUGGCGGGAGCCCAUGA